UUGGCAGCCCGAGGAGUCCGGAGCGGUAGGAUGGCAACACGGAGAAGUUUAAGAUACCCGGGGUCCCCGGGUGCAGAACAUUCAAAGAACGCUCUGGGAAGAGCACAUUCCAGGAAACACAAAGCUGGUCAAAAGCACAAGCCUAAGGACGUGUUUGACUUUCCUAAUAAUUCUGAUGUCUCAAGCAUGCUGGAAGAAAUGGAGGAAGAAGAGGAACCAUAUGAAACCUUUGACCCUCCACUGCACAGUACUGCUAUCUAUGCUGAAGAGGAACUGUCCAAACAUUGCGGGUCCUCUGCCUCUCCGGCCACUCAUGGAAGAGAAGAGGGCAGAAGUGUGGACCCUUCUGCAAACGAAGCAAGUGGAAACAAGUCUGUAAAGAUGAGUGCAAAAAAGCCGAGUAGAAAGCUGGAUCCCAUCAGCGACGAGUCCGAGAGCUCUGAAGACGACAUAAGGAGGAGAGUGGGGUCCCUGGAGAGAGCAGGAGAGCAGCACCAGGCUGCUCCUGCAGCGUCUUCGGCACCCCCUGUGAAGCGAGCCAAACGCACCACUCCUAAGAGGACAAGACCCCCCAGCACUCGGCCCUCUGCUGCAGAGGAGACUCGAGCAAUACAAAGGCAGCAGAAAACUCGGAAGGAAGUGAGGCUGUCUCCUGGCAGAAGGAAGAAACCAGGAAGCAAAGCCACAGACUCGGAUGCUUCUGAAAAUAUGCACAUCUGGUGUCUAGAAGGAAAGAGACGUGGUGACAUCAUGGAGUUGGAUGUUAUUUUGUCUGCGUUUGAGAAAACCUUCCUGGAGUAUAAACCAAGAGUAAAAUCUGAAAGAUGUAAUGAAGCCAUCAACAAAUUUUAUUUUAAAAUUAAAGGAGAACUCAUCAGAAUGCUUAAAGAAGCCCAGGGGCUGAGAGCUCUGAAAAGGAAGAACUCCAAGAUGAUUUCCGACAUGGAAAAGAGGCGGCAGCGUUUGAUUGAAGUCCAGGACGAACUGCUUCGAUUAGAACCACAACUGAAACAACUACAGAAACAAUAUGACGACCUUAAGGAGAGAGAGUCAUCCCUGAAGAAUUCCCUGCUUUUCUUAUCUAAUUUAAAGCAGCUGUGUCAAGACUAUUCGAAUGUCCAAGAGAAAGAGCCAAAGAAGAAGGAGAAGUAUGGUUCAUCUAGCCUUCCAGCUCUGUUGUUUAAAGCAAGAACGAUUCUGGGAGCCGAAAAACACUUGAAAACCAUCAACUAUCAGCUGGGGAAGCUCCUUGAGCAGGAAUGAGAAGACAUUCGCUGAGUCAGCCCCCUGCUGCCAUCUCCUGAAACUGCACUCUUGAUAACCAAACUUCCGCUCUGAUAAUAAGUGUGGCUUACUCAUCAGAAUUUAUUACCAUUUGUCAUUCAAACUAAAUUACACCAGUUCAACUGUCUAACGGUUUCAGAAGCCAUAGUUUAGUUCUGAUUAUUGUUAAUAAAUUUCGGUUUCUUGACAUGUUAGUCAUCAAGAGGCAUACGAGUUUUAACCUACAAUAAGCUUUUUAAUGAUGUCAGUGCAAGCAUGGAAUAAUUUUGAUUAGGAGCAGUUACUGAAGUAUGUCAAAAAAUCUUCAAUAAAACUGGCUCAGGUAAAAAGCAAAUUAUUAGAAAACCAAGUGAUAAAACAGUUGCUAUAAACAGGUUUAGUAAUAAGCAAAUAUAAUUUAAUUUUUUUAUAGUGUUGGGGAUUAAAUGCAGGGCCUUCUAGCCUUGGGCUGUAGCCCCAGCCCUAAUUUAACACUUAUGUCAUCAACCCUCAGGCUUCAGGCAAACUGUAGCCUUGUUAGGUGAGCCCUGUCCAUAGUUAGGCACUCUGUAAUGCUUCUGCAAUUAGUUCAUCGGGAAUGUCGUCCAUCACACUCCUGUAGCCGAGAAGACUCUUGUCUGCAGCGUCAGCGAAUUCAGCAUCUUCUGUAGCUUCCAGGAAGCAGACAUCAUCUUUGGCAUCCCAGUCAGCAUCAGAAAACUGGCCGGGUGACAGGUUACUGGAUGGCGGGUUUUGAGAAUUCUUGGUCAGUGAGUUGCUGGUUUCAUCUGCCUCAUCAGAAGUGAACUCCUCCUUUAUUUUGUUGAAAAGAGACGGAGGAUAGAAGAAUCAAGGUUAGUCAGAAUAAGUGACUUCACUACACACUCCAAAUAUGUUGAGUUAAGGUAUGAAGCGAUAACCAGUUUUUCAAAGUCAAAUGGCAUGCUAGAUUCCUGUUGUCAAGAACCGUCCCCAUGGGGCAGGGUAAGCUAGCUCAAACAUGGUUGCUUUGGUAAUGUAGGCAUACUUGAAACCCCAGGCCGAAACUGUAGUUCAUGGCAGAUGCAUUUCAAUAUCCCCAGAAGGGGUAUAGCAAAGGUAGAUGUAAAUUCCUAAUGGGAAGAUAGGCUAGCUGGAGACAAGCUGGAAAAUACAU
Onychomys torridus (southern grasshopper mouse) is the source of this 2419-nucleotide messenger RNA. It is a transcript of the gene Cenpu, whose product is annotated as centromere protein U. The transcript is spliced from 13 exons. Gene Ontology annotation, cellular component: nucleus. Lineage: Eukaryota; Metazoa; Chordata; Mammalia; Rodentia; Cricetidae. The record is from RefSeq and is a predicted model, not a curated record. Bases 31 to 1263 code for a protein of 410 amino acids.